Molecule: messenger RNA, 5809 nt
Organism: Syngnathoides biaculeatus (alligator pipefish)
Lineage: Eukaryota; Metazoa; Chordata; Actinopteri; Syngnathiformes; Syngnathidae
Gene: gfod1
Product: glucose-fructose oxidoreductase domain containing 1
Exons: 3
Coding region: 2655-3842 (395 amino acids)
Molecular function (GO): nucleotide binding
Source: RefSeq, a predicted model, not a curated record
AACGGCAUACCAAAAAAAAAAAAAAAAAAAACUUUUGCAAACACUAUGCUGUUUCACUAAGGAGGGAAAAAAAGAAAAAACUAUGGCUAUGUGAGGCGAGCGUUGUCAUUGUUUGUCCGUGUGUGUGUACGCUCUGAAUGGUUUCUGCUGGUAGGCCUCACUGGCUGGAACAGGAAGUCACUUUGUGGGAGCAAACGUAGAGACGGUAGCCCUGUAAACUAUAUUUGUGCCUCUCUGAGUAACUAUUAAAAGUGCUGAAAUAAACCCUGAAGUUAUCUUUGGAGUUAUUCAGAUAUCCUUUUCCCCUACCUUUUUUUUUUUCAGGCGACCAAACUAGUUGUAGCAUGUGGCAGGUGUGUUUUGUUGCCCAUAUGUGUUCUUAUAUCUGUAAAUCAUUUGUCAUUUCGAGAUGUAACAAGUAUCAAAUCAAUGUUGAAGUUACUAAAUUCGUCCACCAGAAGGCAGCAUUGUUUGAAUGUUAUGACAGCAAAAUGAGCGACGUUAUUUCUAGUACUACUAAAGAGUUAGUAGUUGCAGUCACAGCGUCAGCAUUAUUUGUACAAAAUUAUUUAUUAGUCCUGAUAUCCAGUUUAUAAUUCAUGUACGAGUACUCUUUUUUUUCCUCACUAUUAAGACAAGUCGGUGCACUAGUGCAACCACUGUCUUACUAGUAAAAAUUUUUCCUUACUUAUCGUGCUAUUUUUGGCCUACUGUUAUGCAAAUCAACCUUACUAGUAAACUACACUUCUGCACUUGAAUUACUACUACGUAGAUCCAACUAGUAAACGUGUCACACACCGGAAGCCUCUUGAGCCAACCAAAAUAGCCACAAGUAUUAUUUCUUUAUCAUUAGUAGUAUAAAUAGUAAGACAAUCUACUAGUGUGGCCUAGUUGUUCUACUAGAUAUGUUCAACAUGCACAGUAUAUAAUCUAGUGACUAGUACCCUUUUUGUCCUUACUAGUAGGGCAAUAUACUGUAAAUGUUACUUGCGAGGCAAAGCUGCACUCGGCAACUGGGUGCUUAAUAAUACUAUUAGUGGCUUAAAAUUAUUCUGGUUAACCUCUAAUGGUUCGCUGGUAGCACUAGUAUCACGCAGAUGUCAAGUAGUACGCGCAGUUUUACCUCACUAUAGGCACAAAGUUGUCCUACUAGUCAGCAGAGGUGUCAUGCAGUAGGUGAAUCCACCCAGCCAGGGUUUUGUGGGGGGGAAAAAAGGUUACUAGUAUUUACAGUGGCUCCUGUGUCAUUUGUUGACCAAAUCAAUAAGUUCCAUGCUUAAAAAUGGUGUUAAAGUUGGACAACUCGAAGGCACACGGAAGCAUAGUGAUUUAUUAAUGUUUAUCUCGUCAUCUGUUAAUGUUUUAACUGAUGAAUCUUAAAUGUCAAACAAAGACGGGGUAUUAAGGUACAUAUCCUAAGCUCAGUCGGCAAUUGGUCGGUCAUCCCAGGAUGGGAGAACAAUAUUUGUGACAUUUUUGAAAAAUGCAACAUUUAUUCUGGAAUAUUUUUUUAUACAUUUUCAAGAAAGCAGGUGACAAACCAUCAUUCAAUCCAAUUUGUCCAGCACAUCUUUUAUGACAUAUUUUUAUUUAGCUUUGCUGUGCUUAGCGUGACCUUGUUACAGAAACUCAUGGCAAAAAUAUUGCUGGAAAAGUGGUGCAAUGAAAUAAAUUUCCACUUACUAUCAAUCCUUAUUUAACUCCUAUUAUAAUAACUGUUCCAAAUCUAUGCCAGUGAUCGUUUUGCUUCAGUGUGCAUGUUAGCUGUGUUAGCUGCAAUGCUAGCUGGCCAAGAACAAAUUUAACUAUGAUGAAAAAUUGUAAUAUGUCAUUCCUUGUGGAUAACAAAGCUGUUUGUUUUGCUUUUUAAAUGUUUAAAGUGUAAAGUCAAGUGUUUUUCAAAAGCGAAGAGUUGUAUUUGUUUGAACAAUGACCCUUAAAAGAUAUGAGCAUAAAACAAUACUUACAUUGCACUCAAGUUAAAGUACCUGAAUAAGAAAAAAACGAAGCGUUCUUGAAGAUUAAAUAUGCAAAUGUUUUAAAUUUACGAGUUAGAAAAACUGUAGUUUACGUGUAUUUUUUUUUUCAUUGAUAUAUUUGAAAUUUCAGAAAAUCGCGUCACCCUUACUGUGAAAGGUCGGCACCACCCACUUCCGGUAAGUAGUGCGAACUUCACUCGCAGCUCAAAGCCGCAACAUCGCCGACUCCCUUCUUACUUACCUACCGCCGCCUUUGCCUGAGAGCCCUUGUGAGGAGAAGGGGCGUUAUUACAUCAGUUUCAACUCAACUGUCGACUCGUCCCUACUGUGGCUCGUUCUGGUCGAUUUUUUUUUUGCGUCAAGCAGGAGAAGAUGACAAGCUAGUCGCCGCUCGGUGCAGCCCGCCGGACGCGACGUAGCGCGCUCAACACCGCAAUGGUGCGUUUCUGUUUCGCCUCCUGACACCACCGAGGACAAAUUAGCUCCUUUUCUGCUCUGCACUUUGAUUUAUUUACACUGAGACACUUAACGGUGAUCCGCAGCCCGAUCUCGUGGCCGGUGGGGCGAUGCGGCACGUCGGCGGCUGCUUAUCCGCAGGUGGAUGGCCAACCUGACGCAAAGCCUCCGUAAUCCCGACACCCCCGGAGCACCGCCGGAUAUUUUCCAAACCCAAUCAUGCUUCCCGGUGUCGGCGUGUUCGGCACCAGCCUCACCGCCAGGGUGAUCAUCCCCUUGUUGAAGAAUGAGGGAUUCGCCGUCAAAGCGCUUUGGGGCCGCACGCAGGAGGAGGCGGAGGAGCUCGCCAAGGAGAUGGACGUCCCGUUUUACACCAACCGGAUCGACGACGUGCUGCUCCACCAGGACGUGGAUCUGGUGUGCAUCAACCUGCCUCCGCCUCUGACGCGGCAGAUCGCCGUCAAAACCUUGGGUAUCGGAAAGAACGUGAUUUGUGACAGGACAGCGACGCCUCUGGAUGCCUUCCGGAUGAUGUCGGCGGCCCAGUACUACCCCAAGUUGCUGAGCAUCAUGGGAAACGUCCUGCGCUUCUUGCCGGCUUUUGUCCGAAUGAAGGAGCUCUUGGAGGAAGGCUACGUCGGGGAGCUUCUGGUUUGCGAGGCGCAGGUCCACAGUGGGAGUCUACUCGGGAAGAAAUACAACUGGAGCUGCGACGAUCUCAUGGGCGGUGGGGGGCUGCACUCGGUCGGCAGCUACAUCAUCGACCUGCUCACGUUCCUGACGGGCCAACGGGCGGCAAAAGUUCACGGCUUCCUUAAGACCUUCGUCAAGCAGACGGACCACAUCCGGGGCAUCCGGCAGAUCACCAGCGACGACUUCUGCACGUUCCAGAUGGUGCUGGAAGGCGGCGCCUGCUGCACCGCCACGCUCAACUUCAACGUCCCCGGUGAAUUUCGACAAGAAGUGAUCAUCGUAGGAACGGUUGGGAGGUUAUCCGUCAUGGGGACGGACCUGUACGGACAGAAGAACAAUGGGGGUGGGGGCUCCGGGGGAGGCCUGGAACUUCUCCUCAAAGACACUACACCUCUUGAAAAGGCUUCCUUACCGGAGAAAGCCUUCAGUGACAUCCCUUCUCCAUAUCUCACCGGAAUGAUCCGAAUGAUCCAGGCGGUGCGGCAGGCCUUCCAGGAGCAGGACGAUCGGCGGACGUGGGACGGGAGGCCUUUGACGAUGGCGGCCACCUUCGAGGAUUGUCUCUAUGCGCUCUGCGUGGUGGAUACCAUCAAGAAAUCCAACCACUGUGGAGAGUGGCAGAACAUUGUGGUGAUGACAGAAGAACCGGAGGUCAGCCCGGCUUAUUUGAUCAGCGAGGCUAUGCGGCGCAGUCGAAUGUCGCUCUACUGUUAGGAUCCGGCAGCUUGCCUUAAAUUUGGGGCCAAAGAAUCGAUGGUAACUUUUUCCACGCACCACUAACCCCUCCCGAUCUGUCGCUAGUGACCUCAAUAGUAUGUUUGGUGCUGUCAAAUCUGUAUCGUUGCUGUCACUGGCUGGAUCAAUCCUGAUGCUUAAAAAAAAAAGUGUUCCUGCUUCAGCAGGAGAAUAAAACCAAUUAAUUAGUCAUCAAAUCUUUAUUUAUUAAAGAACAUUUCUUUCUGUUACCAAAGGGGUAUUGCGCCUGUCACCGCCCUGAGUGGUCAGGAAGGCAACACAACACACUCUUGAGUUUGAGUGAGACCUACAAAGGGAGGACAAUAGUUCUUGCACCCAAAAGUGUCAUGCUGCUGUAAUAAUGCUAUAAUGCCAUAUACUUUAUGGUAUCUUUAUGGUAACGUGUCUGAAAGCCAGAUUUCGAGAUGGUGCCAGCAUCAGAAUUUCUGUUGAAGCGACACUUAUCUAUCACAGUGGUUUCGGAGUAAACAAUGAUAAAUAAUAGUACAGAUAUUAAACAUUACUUACUUUUAACUUGGUCAAGGGUGUCAAACUCAUUUUUGUCACAAGCCACAUCGUAGUUACGAUUUCCCCUCGGAGGUCCGUAAUGACUGUGAAACCAUGAAAAAAAGAAUUAAUAGCUAGUUUUGGAAACAGAAAUCAAGGCUAAUGGGGUUUUCAACUAUUGCUUACGUUUGGGUGCACAAAAAAAUGCUUGCAAUAUCUCAACGUUAUCAUUUAUCUUGUGACAAUUUGAAAUUUUAGUCCAGAUUAUAGCAAAAAUCAUGGAAGUUGAGAGACAUGAUUUGCUUUCACAGACCACAUAAAAUCAUUCAGUGGGCCGGAUCUGGCCCCCGGGCUUUGGGUUUGACACCUGCACAUCAGACCCUAUUUAAUGGUCUAUGUUUUUGUUUUUUUUGCUGUAGUUAUGAUUUACAGUCGGUGCUUUUUGAUGGGUUUGGCGCUGGUGUGCGUAUGUCACUGAUCAGGGUAUUUCCUUGAGGUCAAGCAUGCAGUCAUGGCGCGUAUCCGUCCUCUCCGUUUACACUGCAGUUGGAUCGGCAGAUAUCGGACAUAUACGGGAUCUUUUUUCACAUUUGGAAAUCACCUCAUUUUUAUCUGCGGCUCUCCGAUCUCCCCAGUAUUUGUCUUUUUUGCAACCGAGAAGGCACCAUAUGUGAAACGUGUCUCUGACGGGGCAAAAAUGUGGAUUGUGUCACUUGAAACGAGCAGUUUGGAAUCUGUUGGGUUGUCUUCCGUUGAUGUGUGGUUGCCAUGUAAAUGUUUAUUUUUAUUUUAUUUUUGGGGGGGUGGGGGAGGGGGAUGGGUGCUUUCAUUUGAUUCAUUGGCUUUCAGUCUUGUCUCAGGACUCUUCCCCAUCAACCCGGAUUCUUCUUUUUAAUAAUUAAAUGUUGGAUUGCAAGGUUUAUGGAUUUUUACAGCCGUCUAAUUCCUCACAAUUGAGAUGAGACUUGUCGAAAAUUCAGCAAAAUGUCGGCCAAAAUCUGAUGCACCAUCUCUCACCCACAAACUAAAAAUGUUUUAUUAAUUUAUUUUUUUUCUCUGCAUCACUUUGCUCCCCUGUGGUUUCAUUUCCUCAGAACAACAUUAUACGUCACAACUACUGAAAAUGUACAUAUGGUCGUAUUAUCAAAGGAACAAGCUUGUCUAAAUAUAAAGUACUGUAUGUAUUUUGUUUGUAAAAAUGCUAAUAACCACAACCUGUUUUAAUUAAGUAUUGCCAGGUAUUUAUUGUUUGUCUGCCGUUUGCUGCUGAAACGUCAGGAGGUGGGACAAUAUAAGCUGGACCAUAUAUUUCCCGUCUAUAAAAUACAAUUGUUUGAAACACGCUGGGUCUGUAAGGCGUAUUGAUUUUACACAAAUGCACACAAUCGCACAUCGUUUUUCGUUGCUUUAUAAUUUUAAAAGCUUUUAGCUCCCAAUGG